Molecule: messenger RNA, 3563 nt
Organism: Alnus glutinosa
Lineage: Eukaryota; Viridiplantae; Streptophyta; Magnoliopsida; Fagales; Betulaceae
Product: putative receptor protein kinase ZmPK1
Exons: 1
Coding region: 108-2573 (821 amino acids)
Biological process (GO): recognition of pollen; protein phosphorylation
Molecular function (GO): ATP binding; protein serine/threonine kinase activity
Source: RefSeq, a predicted model, not a curated record
GCAAGAGUAAUCCUGUGGCUGUGGGAGAGGCAUCCAUACGAAACGUGACAAUUGCCUGCAGCUUGGCAAGAGGAUCAGUUCAGAGACAAAUUCUGCAGAAUGUGCGAAUGAGGUGUUUUCUCAGAUUUCUCAGUUCUGUUUUCUUUCUCUCUUUUGCAACUUCAGCGACCAAUAACUUUCUUCAAAGGGGGUCUUCUCUCUCAGUUGAAGCUGGUUCAGACCUCCUGACCUCCCCAGAUAAGUCAUUCACCUGUGGCUUCUAUGAGGUGGGAGAAAAUGCUUACUGCUUCUCAAUUUGGUUCACGAAUUCUAAGAACAGAACAGUUGUUUGGAUGGCCAACCAAGACAAGCCAGUCAAUGGCCGAGGCUCCAGAAUCUCACUGAGGCGAGACGGCGCCAUGGUCCUAACCGACGUUGACGGCUCGACCGUGUGGCAGACCAACACCACCGCCACUGAUGUUCAAAGAGCUGAGCUUUUGGACUCUGGGAACCUUGCUCUAAAAAACCGAUACGGUAAAAUUCUGUGGCAAAGUUUUGAUUUUCCUACAGAUACACUUCUUCCUGACCAACCCUUUAAAAAGAGCAAGAAAUUGGUUUCUACUUUAGGAAGAGGUUCCUAUUAUUCUGGUUAUUUUAGUCUUUAUUUUGAUAACGAUAAUGUGUUGAGGUUGAUGUAUAACGGGCCUGAUAUAUCCAGCUUGUAUUGGCCUGAUCCUGAUUUUAAUGUGUAUCAAAAUGGAAGAACAAAUUAUAAUAAUAGCAGAAUCGCUGUUUUAGAUGAAAUGGGUACUUUUUCAUCCAGCGACAAGUUUCAGUUCAGCGCUGCUGACAUGGGUUCUGGAGUCAAAAGGAGGCUGACAAUGGAUUAUGAUGGAAACCUUAGACUUUAUAGCCUUAACAGUUUGUCAGGAUUGUGGGAGGUUUCAUGGGAAGCUCUCACCGAACCGUGCAAAGUUCAUGGGGUAUGUGGGAGAAAUGGGAUUUGUGUUUAUACACCGCAGGCCCAGUGCUCAUGUCCUCCUGGCUAUGAGGUCACCGAUCCAAGUAAUUGGAACAAAGGUUGCAAGCCUAAGUUCAAUCAAACUUGCAGCCAAGCCAAUGAUGUGAAAUUUCUGGAGCUUCCAAAUGUAGAUUUCUAUGGAUAUGAUCUCAAUUACAGUCCAGAAAGUUCAAUUGACCAUUGCAGAAAACUCUGCUUAGAGGAUUGCCGUUGUGAAGCAUUUAGCUAUAGGUUAACAGAACGGCUUUGUUUCACCAAAAAUGCACUUUUUAAUGGCAUCAGGACUCCAAGUUUUCCAGGCAGUAUAUAUCUAAAAUUGCCAGCAAGUUUGGAAACCACAGAACCCAACAGUCUCAAUGGCACCAAUCCAAUAUGUGGGAUCCGUGGAUCUGAAAUUGUGACAGGGUCUCCUACCGUGUACGUGUACAAUUCAAAAAUGCCGACAUGGAUUUAUCUUUACUGGUUUGUUUCUGCAAUCGGCGCAGUUGAAAUUCUCAUCUUUGUAUUGGGUUGGUGGCUCCUUUUUAGAGGACAUGGCGCGUCAGGUUCACUGGAAGAUGGGUACCGUGCGCUAUCAAGCCAGUUCAGGAAAUUCAGUUAUGCUGAACUGAGGAAGGCAACCAAGAAGUUCAAGGAAGAGCUGGGAAGAGGAGCCUCUGGGGUUGUAUAUAAGGGUACUUUGGCGGAUGAAAGGGUAGUGGCUGUGAAGAGAUUGGGAGAUGUUUAUGAAGGGGAAGAAGUGUUUUGGGCAGAAAUGAGUACUGUUGGGAGAAUCAAUCACACGAACCUUGUUAGAAUGUGGGGAUUCUGUUCAGAACGUGGACGCAGAUUGCUGGUGUAUGAGUAUGUAGAGAAUGGUUCAUUGGACAGGCACUUAUUGCCCCCAAAUUUUCUUGGAUGGAAAGAGAGGUUUAAAGUUGCAUUAGGAACAGCUAAAGGUUUGGCCUAUCUUCAUCAUGAGUGUCUAGAAUGGGUUAUCCAUUGUGAUGUGAAGCCUGAAAAUAUACUCCUGGACAGUGAAUUUGAAGCAAAGAUAGCAGAUUUUGGGCUGGCAAAGUUGUCUCAAAGAGGAAGCCCCAGCUCAGGAUUUUCUCGGAUUCGAGGCACAAAAGGGUACAUGGCUCCGGAAUGGGCUUCGAGUCUUCCUAUCACAGCAAAAGUUGAUGUUUAUAGUUAUGGAGUUGUGAUUUUGGAGAUAGUGAAGGGGAUUAGAUUCUCAAGCUGGGUGGGAAACAGUAGUACUGAGGAGCAGGAACCGGAGUUGACAAGGUUUGUGAAGAUGGUGAAAAACAAAAUUCAGUGCGGAGAAGAAGAGUCAUGGAUAGAGGAUAUAGUGGAUCCAAGAUUGGAAGGGCAGUUUAGCAGGAGGCAGGCAGCAACAAUGGUUGAAAUUGGUAUUUCCUGUGUGGAGGAAGACAGAAGCAAAAGACCAGAAAUGGCUUCGGUUCUCCAACUUCUACUGGAAUGUGAAGAUGAUGCUAAACUUCAUUUUCCUGAACAACAUUUUCAGCAAGCUAGUACUGAGACACCCGAGAGCGAAAACGCUCUCAACAACACAGCCUUCCUUCCCUGACCAGUCUCCCGGUCAAUCUUCCAUGGGAGGAGGGAAGCUCUAUGCUUCCCUCCCCCCUCUCCUCUCUUCCUUCCCUCCCCUUUUCCCCAGCUAGCACCUCGUCGGAGGCAAGCUCUUGCCGUAUCCACCUCUACGGAGGGCAAAUCUGCCUCUUUGAACAAUUUAUCUUUGUUUUUGCUACCAACAUCACAACCCCCACCGUCGAGUUAGGUUAGAGAUUUGGGUCGAGUUUUUCAAAACUAGAUCUACGCUCCUCAACUGGACUCAGCGUCACACGAACCUCUCCACUAUGCUCCCCGCCUUCUCCAGAUUCGCCGAUGCCAGAAGCAUAUCCACCAGACCAUCCACCAUCGGCGUGUGGCCUGCACACGCCAGUGUGUGCCUUUCACAAGCUGGCGUGUGUGGAUCACGUUCCACCUACUUUUCCCCCUCCGCCUCUAUGGUUGGCGACGUAUGGCGGUCCGUAGUGAUUUCUGUGAGAGAGAGGUCAUCUUAGGCUGGCGCAUGUCCUCCGCGCGCCACCUUCGGCGACUCCAUCCUACUUAUUUGGUGCUAUUUUGUUGGGUUUAUUUCCUAUAGUUUUAUGGGCUCUUUGUUGUAUAUAUCCUCUUUAUUUUCUCUGUACGUUAUUUAUAUGGGGCUUGGGUCCUUUAGAUUCCAUAUACACCAUUAACCACUUUCGCUGGUGGCUUUGAUUCUUCGCAUCCGUGCCUAGAAUUAAUGGACCCGCAUCUUUAGAAAUAUUGUCACCACGUACUUUCUUCCUUAGUCUUUUAUUUGUAUUUCCUAGUCUUUUAUUUGUAUUUUAAUUGGGUUGUCCAGCCCUAGUUGAUGUAAUUCCUUGUCAAGUAGCUAAAAAAAAAUAUAUCAUUUUCCUUAAAAUAAUUGCAAGAGCUGUAAUUGUCCUCUUGUUCUAUAGGUAUUGUAUUGUAUAUUUUUUUUUCCUUGUAAUAAGAAUAGUUAUAUUAUAUGAUAAUUCUGUUAUGAUAA